AGGGUGGCCUAAAUGUUCGUACUUUUAGCAAGUAAGUGGGGGAAAGGACAGUCUAACUAACCAUCCUGAAUACAUUGACUGUAGCUGGAGAGUGCAGUGAACUGAAAGUUCACAAAAACAAGAGAAGUUUGGUGUAUGUCCUUCCUGCAAUCCCAAUGGCUGGAGUAUUUACAGCACUAGUUACUUUCGUCAUUUGCGUUUGUGCCGGCUACUGCAUUGUCCGGAAAAGGACAAACGUCAGAAUCAAGGGAGGAAAUGAGCUACGUGAUCCUCUUGUCUCCAGUAAUAGUGACAGACAUGCGUAAAGACUUUGAUGGUUUACUGCCUUUUGCUCAGCAUGCCUGUAAAUCCCUUCCCCUCCCCUCAUGAUGUAAAAUUAUGUUAUCCUCCACAUGAGCGCGUAACUAACCGCGCUUAGCUACACGCAUGCGCUGCAAGCACGGAGGAGAGUUUGCAUUUCCGGUGGUGUUUACCGUUGCUAAAUAAGGUUUCAGAUUGUGUGCUGGCGUAAGUAGCUACACAGUUAGACCCAGCGCAGCAGUUAGGUGUACGCGCCGCAAGAGAUGCAGAGUUGCAGUAAAUAUCAUAUUAUCAGCUACUUUGUAGAUGCCUGUCUGAUUACCGGUAUCUUCGCGAGCGGGAUCUACCUCGCCCGCAACACCUACGCGGACGAGCCCGCGGCGACUGACGACGGGGAGGUUAUUUUCACGGGCGCUCCGCCGCUGACACCGACGCCGACCAAUCGCGACUGUCCAAUGACGAACCUGAAGACAGUUGAAGUGGUUGUGGACCUGUCAUUCUCGAGGGACGGGUAUCCGGUGCCGAUAAACCCGUCAGACGCGGAAGAUAUCGGCGACGGACUUUUAGAUUUGUUUGUGCAGUCAUCAGCGAAAUCAACUUUUCCAAAAGUGAUACUGCUUACUGCCCUGACGCCGUACCAGUAUGUUUACAAAGUCCCCGACCGCUGCCAACGGGCCGUGUGA
Geodia barretti is the source of this 983-nucleotide messenger RNA. The record is from the annotation of a GenBank genome assembly. NCBI's taxonomy places the organism in Eukaryota, Metazoa, Porifera, Demospongiae, Tetractinellida, Geodiidae.